Messenger RNA from Desarmillaria tabescens, 882 nucleotides. RefSeq lists its product as uncharacterized. The record is from RefSeq and is a predicted model, not a curated record. Gene Ontology annotation, biological process: carbohydrate metabolic process. Lineage: Eukaryota; Fungi; Basidiomycota; Agaricomycetes; Agaricales; Physalacriaceae. The transcript has 6 exons. The annotation marks the transcript as partial. Gene Ontology annotation, cellular component: intracellular anatomical structure.
CUGUCAUAUCACGACCUCGACGGAAGUAUGCUAAGUCCGGCGCGCCUUCUCGACGCGCUAGAUUCGCCUUAUAUUUAUUACCACCUCUGGGUGGCAGUCAAAAUGUCGCUGGAUGACCGUGACAAGGGCAAGAUGAAGGCACCCAGCAUGAAUGCGGCUAUUUUAGAGCGUCUGGUCGUUGAACUCGGAAAACCAAUGAUAGAUAGAACCCCUGGUCCACAUAUCACCUUUGUCGACCCACGCUUACAUGGCAACGCCAGCAGGAUCUUAAGGAGUGCCAUCCGGAUCCCUGCAACGGAAGAAGGGAUCCUUGCUUCGAAUUAUCUCGAGCGCAAGUGCCAGAUUCUCACCAAUUUAGAUCUUGUUGGAACAUUAGCCCACGCGGCAGCCUGCGCCGAGUCUGGAUCGAACCUGGUUUCAAUUGCAGUCGGUCCUCUAUUAGAUUGGUAUGAAAGGAAACGGAAGGCCAAAUAUCAGGAUAUCAAAACGCAUCCCGGAAUUGAACAUAUUCAGGCCACUGCCGUGUAUUUCAAACUCCACAAACAAACCACAAGACUGGUUGGCACAGACUUUCGAACGUUGAAAGAGCUAGGCCCUCUGGGUUGUCUGGAUGCUGUUGUAAUUUCAAAAGACAGUGUGGAACAGCUGAGUGGGUCUCCUUUCCCACUCAUCCAGUCCGUGCCCAAAACGUCACCUGCGUAUGCCCAUGCCGAAGAGACACCUAAACGCUCAGCUUUCCUAGGAAAGAAAGCGGAGUUCAUCUCGUUUCUCCCCGAAAAUGACAGAGGCGUUUUGGUUCAGACAAUGCAGGUCAUUCUGGGAAGAUUAAAGGUAAAGAUGCAGGAGAUUGAUAAAAUGAUUCAGAAGGAGCUUUCGAAGCAG